AAUCCCUCUCUCUCGAUUGCUGCAAUUUACCAUCAUCAUCAUCAUCAUCAUCCAUUCUCCCAUGGCAGAUCCUCGCUCACCGACGACUACCGAUCUCUCCACUUUGCUCGGACUCAACAACAAGAGCUCCACGAGCGUCUUCCACAUCUCGAAGGCGUGCAAGUUCCUUCACCUGAAAUGGCACCACGACAAGAGCCCCUCCAAGAAGACCGAAGCCGAAGCCGACAAGAUUUUAGAUGCGAGAAAGAUCGAUGAAAGAGUCGCGAGCAGCGAUGACGCGACCACGUCAGGCGGUUCGUUGCUUCCCAACCGCAGCGUCGACGACAGCUUCUUCUUUCGCCGUUCGUUGCUAUCAAAGAGUUUGAGCAGGAGGAGCAAAACACCGACCCCUUCGCUGUCGAGGAUGGGGAGCCGGAUCAACACGACCUCGUCCUCGUCGGAUUUCAGUACUCUGUUACGGAGCAUGAGCAAAAAGGCGGGAUCCGAAGCCGAGGCUCCGGCCAUCCUGUCGAGGAACAUGAGCAGGAAAGGAAGCACUCCAAUUGUGUUUUCGCACACGGCGGCCCGGCGAAAGCCCGCGCCAAUAGACAAGAAGCUGGAGUGCACGUUGGAAGAGCUGUUUCUAGGAUCUGUUAAGAAAGUUAAAAUCAAACGAGACGUGAUUAGUGACACGGGGAUCAUCCAAGAAGAGGAGACGUUGAAGAUCAACGUGAAGCCCGGAUGGAAGAAAGGGACGAAGAUCUCGUUCGAAGGGAAAGGCGACGAAAGGCCUGGGUACCUGCCGGCCGACAUUGUCUUCUCGAUCGAGGAGAAGAGGCAUCCGUUGUUCAAGAGAAGAGGGGACGAUCUGGAGAUAGCGGUCGAGAUCCCGCUGGUGCAAGCCCUGACUGGAUGCACCCUCUCCGUCCCGCUAUUAGGGGGCGAGGACAUGAGGGUUCCGCUCGAAGAGAUCAUCUUCCCAGGGUACGAGAAGGCCAUCCUGGGGCAAGGCAUGCCGAACCCGAAGGAGAAAGGCAAGCGGGGCGAUCUCCGGCUCAAGUUCUUCGUCGAGUUCCCGGACAAUUUGGAUGAUGAACAAAGGUCCGAAAUCUGUAGCAUUCUUGAGGAUUGUUGUUAUACGUGAUCCUGUAUAUCUAGGGUUGCUUCUUUCUCUAAAAUUUCACACUAGGAUUGAGAUUCUUGAUAUACAAUCAAAUGGGACUGGUGAUGCACUUGU
Molecule: messenger RNA, 1216 nt
Organism: Rhodamnia argentea
Lineage: Eukaryota; Viridiplantae; Streptophyta; Magnoliopsida; Myrtales; Myrtaceae
Product: dnaJ protein homolog 1-like
Exons: 3
Coding region: 62-1123 (353 amino acids)
Cellular component (GO): cytosol
Molecular function (GO): protein-folding chaperone binding
Source: RefSeq, a predicted model, not a curated record